GAACUCUUAACCAACAAAGUAUGAGAUUUCAUGGUAAAUAAUACUGUAAUUUCAAUGACAGAUAAAGUGGAUAUUUAACCUUUAUUAACUGUUUAAACCAAAUGUAAUAUGAAUACUAUUUUGACUGUGGGCAUCUAAUUUGAAGAUCCUAUGAUUAUAGUGUGAAAUAAACAGGCGAAGGAAAAAUCCCUGGAAAGCUAGCUAUCUUAAUGAGACAACGAUAACAUUCUGGACAUACUAACCUCGAUUUAAAGACGAUAUACCAUAAUGGUUGUAAAUAUACCAGGUGUGGUUGGUAUUGUUGUUUUCUACAUCAUCAUUGUGAUUAUUGGUUUACUGGCGGGAAGGAAGAACAAAAAGGGGGACACAAAUGAUUUAUUGGUAGCUGGUAGGAGUCUUGGUAUGUUUGUUGCCACAUUAACAACUGCUGCUACAAUGGUUGGAGGAGCAUACAUUAAUGGUACAGCAGAAUCAAUUGCUAGAGAUGGACUGUUCUGGACCAUUGGACCAAUUGGAUAUAACCUUUCAUUAUUUUUAGCUGCACUUGUAUACGUGCCAAAAGUAAGAGAAGCAGAAUAUACAACCAUAUUUGACCCAAUACAAGAAAAAUAUGGUAAUCGGACUGGUGGACUACUUUUCAUUCCGGAAUUAUUAGGAGAUUUAUUCUGGGAAGCAGCCAUUUUCAAUGCACUAGGAGCAACAGUUUCAAUAAUACUUGGAAUUGAAAUGUCCAUUGCCAUUAUAGUUUCAGCAUGUAUAGUUAUUGUCUAUACAUUUUUUGGUGGGUUAUACUCUGUGGCUUACACAGAUGUUAUUCAGAUGUUCUUUAUUAUCAUAGGACUAGUAAUUGCACUACCGUUUGCCUGGACAAAUCCAGCGGUAGAUUUCAGUAGAAUAAGUAAUACAUGGAAGGGAGAAAUAGAUAGUAAACAAAUUGGGAUAUAUAUUGAUACUUGCCUGCUAACAGUUGGUGGAUGUCUUACCUGGCAGGCGUUUUACCAACGAAUUUUAGCAUGUAAAUCUGUAAGCAUCGCUCGGAAUUCUGCGUUAUUGGGAGCCGGUAUUUCAGUGUUCAUGGCGAUACCGCCUGCUGCUAUUGGUGUUAUUGGUGCUGCCACUGAUUGGAACAUGACUUCGUAUCCACAAAAUUCAACAUUAUCUUACGAAGAUUGGGCGUUUAUAUUACCGAUGGUUAUGGAAUAUUUAUGUCCAUUGACAAUCUCGGUCAUAGGAUUCGGGGCAAUCAGCGCUGCAGUUAUGUCGUCUGCGGAUUCCAUUGUCUUGGCAACAGGCUCUGUAUUCAGCAGAAAUAUUUACCAAAACUGUUUUAGGCCUCAGGCAUCUGACAGAGAACUUACAUGGGUACUUCGUUUUAGUAUAGUAGUUGUAGGAACUCUUGGUGCUAUAAUUGCUAUAUCUGCCAACAGUAUUUAUGGAUUGUAUAUAUUGUGCGCUGAUGCCAUGUAUGUUGUUCAGUUUCCUGUUUUAACUUGUGCAUUGUGGGUACCAUUCGCAAAUACAUAUGGAGGAAUCAGUGGACUUGUUGUAGGAACCACAUUACGUGUAUUAGGAGGUGAACCAGUGUUGUCAUUUCCGGCUAUUAUUGAGUAUCCUGGGUAUAAUGAUAAACUAGGCCAGAUAUUUCCCUUCAAAACAUUUGCAAUGUUGUCGUGCACAUUUUCACUUCUUUCUAUAUCAUAUUUGACAGAGUAUUUGUUCACAAAAAGAAAAAUUUCAAAAAAGUUUGAUAUCUUCAACUGUUAUGGACCUAAAUCAAGUAAAUGUAAAAAUGAUGUAAGCGAUAUUGCAAUGACAGUUAAAACUGAAGAUGACGUCAAAAAUGAAACGGACAAAUUUUUGAACAAUUGAUAUAUUUUUAAAACAGAAUUAUAACAUAUUUUUUUUUUUAUAUAAAAACUUCCCUGGUGGCAUUAUAUAUACCAGGGUAACGGUAAAAUGACAAGACAUACUGUAAAAACAUUUCAUCGAAGUAACUGAUGAUAGGUCAAGUGCGAAUCCCAAAUGACUUUGUUUCAGUGCGUCCUUUUUAUAUCUCAUAGGAAUGGUGCAGGACUCGUAUAAAGUCCGAGGAUCAGGAAUAAUUUCUUAAAAAUUGAAACUAAAACUUUAUAAAUUUGGUGCAUGCGAAACUCUUUUCUAGAUUUACAGUCAUCAGGAUAGAUAAUAACUCAAAAUGUGAAAACCGGUAUGUAUAAAUACUUGGAUGAGCUAUAUGACUAAAAGUCACUGUGUCACUAUCAGAGUUUCAUUUUUUUAAAUAUAUUUGAUAUUUGCUGAAAUAUAUUCAACUUAAAGAAGGUUUUAUUUUGGAAACAAUAUGCUAAAAAAAUAUUUACUCUUUUGUUGUAAAAACUCGGAAGUAUAGUGUCGAUGUCUUGAAUAUUAAUUUCAUAAAUAGUGCCGAAGUCAACAAUAUCUCUUCAUAAAUGGAACAUCGUAUCAAAAUCAUUACAUAAGCAACUGAACAAUAUGCCGUGAAUUAAUAAAUUGGCCGCACAACAAUUCAUUUCUUUGGUUUUUUUUAUCAUUUUUGUGAUGAAUUAUAUGUAAUGUGUUCACGUUUCACGUAUGCCAUCAAUCCCAUUGGGGUAUUCAUUUUUCAAUAAAGUUCAAUUAUUCUUA
Mytilus californianus (California mussel) is the source of this 2643-nucleotide messenger RNA. Its product is annotated as high-affinity choline transporter 1-like. Gene Ontology annotation, biological process: acetylcholine biosynthetic process; choline transport; transmembrane transport. The record is from RefSeq and is a predicted model, not a curated record. NCBI's taxonomy places the organism in Eukaryota, Metazoa, Mollusca, Bivalvia, Mytilida, Mytilidae. Gene Ontology annotation, molecular function: choline:sodium symporter activity. Gene Ontology annotation, cellular component: plasma membrane. The transcript is spliced from 9 exons. The coding region runs from base 268 to 1869 and encodes 533 amino acids.